Molecule: messenger RNA, 549 nt
Organism: Dreissena polymorpha
Lineage: Eukaryota; Metazoa; Mollusca; Bivalvia; Myida; Dreissenidae
Product: prostatic spermine-binding protein-like
Exons: 3
Coding region: 1-549 (182 amino acids)
Source: RefSeq, a predicted model, not a curated record
AUGGAUUAUGAUGACCAGUUUGAUGACCAGUUUGAUGACCCGUAUGAUGACCGGUACGAUGACCAGUAUGAUGAACAGUACGAAGACCAGUACGAUGUCCCGUAUGAUGACCAGUACGCUGACCAGAACGAUGACCAGUAUGAUGUCCAGUAUGAUGACCUAUUGGAUGACCAGUACUAUGACCAGAACGAUGGCCAGUAUGAUGACCAGUUUGAUGAUCAGUACGAUGACCAGAACGAUGGCCAGUAUGAUGACAAGUAUUAUGACCAGUAUGAUGACCAUAAGAAGCACAGUGAUGACAAGAGUGGUGACCAUGUUGAUGACGAUAGUGUUGACCUUUAUGAUGACCAGUAUGAUGCCAAUUGUGAUGACCAGCAUGAUGACCUAUAUCAUGACCAGAGUGAUGACAAGCAUGAUGACCAGUAUGAUGACCGGAAAGAUGAACUGAUUGAUGGCCAAAGUGAGAACCAUUAUUCUUACCAGUUUGAUGACCAGUAUGAUUAUCGGUAUAAUGAGAAGAAUGAUUAUGGCAAGCGGUUCGAUGCAUAA